This is a messenger RNA of Salpingoeca rosetta, 1529 nucleotides long. RefSeq names its product crk-like protein. Gene Ontology annotation, molecular function: protein binding. The record is from RefSeq and is a predicted model, not a curated record. The transcript is spliced from 3 exons. Bases 187 to 1278 code for a protein of 363 amino acids. Lineage: Eukaryota; Choanoflagellata; Craspedida; Salpingoecidae.
UUUUUUCUGGCUGUGCUGUGCUGUGCUGUGCUCGGAACAAGAGACAGAAGAGACGGGAAAGACGACCACCACCCCCCUCCUCUGCCCAUAUCCAAACACAGACACCCACAAGGACAACAGACACCCACAAGGACAACACUCACACACGCACACAACACUCACACACGCACGCACACGUGUUUCAGCAUGGGAGACUUGGACGCAAUUCACAAGAAUGCGUUUGGGGAAGCCGGCCCUGCGCCCGUGUGGUUUCAUGGGCGCGUGGACCGCGCAGAUGUGGAGGCGCGGCUGACGGGCAUGCCGGACGGCACGUUCCUCAUCCGCGACUCGACGUCCAGCGUGGGCGACUUUGUCAUGUCCGUGAGCGAGCUCGGGCGCACCAGCCACUACAAGAUUGCGCGGCUCGGCAACAACCAGUACACGGUGGGCGACCAGACGUUCAUGAACCUGCCGGCGAUCAUCGAGUACUACCAGCGGCACUUGCUGGAGCAGACGACGCUGUCUGCACCGCUGCCGCUCGACUCGGCCUUCCAGAACGGCCGCCUGGUGGACAACUUCUUGUUUGAGGCGCGCGCCCUGUACAACUUCAACGCGCGCGACCCAGAGGACCUCAGCUUCCGCAAGGGGGAGGUGCUCAACAUCCUGCAGAAGCACGAGGAGCAGUGGUGGAAGGCGCAGUCGCAGAAGACGCUGCAGAUUGGCUGCAUCCCCUCCAACUACGUGCAGCCGCUCAACCAGCCCGAGCCAACAAACACAGCCCCGCCAGGUGGCAGCAACUUUGCCCGCACAGACAGCGUGAUGCGGCCCGGUGCGUCGGACCAGCCCAUCUACGCCAACGACGACGACGACGACCUCGCGGCCAUCGACGUCACACCCGUGCAGCCGCCACCCACGCAGCAGCAGCAGGCGCCGCCGUCUUCCCUCCGCGUGUCGACUGAGCAAGCGCAGGCGGCCAUGACCGAGUUCCUGCCCCGCAUCACAUCCCACGAGAUUCCAACAGAGCGGCCCAAGUUCCUCAUUGCGCGCGCGCUCAUGGACCGCGGCUCCAACGCCUGGGAUCCAACCUCCCUCGCCUUCAAGGAGAACGACAUCAUUCAAAUCACAAAGCAAAACGCCAAUGGCCUCUGGGAAGGAAAGAUCAUGGACCAAGACGGCAACGUUGGGCACUUUCCGUUUGUGAUGGUUGAGCUGCUUGACUCUGGCGCGUACGACUCUGAGCUGCAGGCGGCGGAGGUGAAGUUCAACACCAUCAUGGAGGACAUUUACGGAAACAUUUGAUGAUGAUGACGAUGAUGAUGAUGAUGAUGAAGAUGAUGAUGAAGAUGGAUAGAUUGUGUGGUGUACAACUUGGAAGCACGUGCAUGUGCAUGUGUGUCUGUCGUGGAGAUUUGGCUCAGCACACUGUUGCGAUGAUUUGUUUGUGUUUGCGUAUGUCUCUUCUUGCGUUGCUUUUGUUUUUGUUCUUUUGUUCUUCUUUGGCCCGUUAUCACAGACCUUAUCCCGGUUCCCCAAUACACACGACCAAGGCA